ACAAACGCUCCGAUACGCGCCAUACAGUGACGGCCGAGCUUCAGCAAACCAAAUUGAAAAGCGGGAAGCCAAAUCACCAUAGAUAUGUCCAGCAGCCGCCAAAAGUAAGGCUGUGAAAGAAGUUGACCUGCCACGCCUUGCGCGGAUGCCAUGCCGCUGCGCCUGCCACGCCGCUGCACAUGGCGACAGGAAGAUUCCCGUUGCAAGGACAUGGGGGUUGAGAUCUCAGCGGCACCUGGGAGGUGGCUGCCCAAGCACCGAACCCCCGGGCCUCGCCCCCGGACGCUCCCCAUCCAGUCUCCUCGCCGCACCUCCCUCGGCUCGGGGGCGGAGGCGACCCUCAUCUGGGAGGAGAGAGCAGGAGCGGAGCGGGAGGAGCAGCGCGAGGAGGAGCACGAGCAGGUCCCGUCAAGUACUGCCCCUGCUGAGGUAACGCCGGAAACUAUCCGCGCGCAGUCUUAUGCGGGCCUGCAUUGGCUUGGCGGGCAGAUCGUGCGCAAGCGAGACAGGUCGUGCCUACCGGCACACGUCAAACUUCAAGACGCGGCGCCGACACGCUGGCAGUGCUGAUCUGGUGACCAUGUAUCAUCCGAAUCAAUGUUCGGAAUGACCGGGAUAUCCCCGUGGCUGGUUUAAGAAAUACUGUGCGGAACCUCUUUGCCGUGCGCCACUUUCAUGCGAAGAGGCGAGGAGGAGGAAGAGGAGGACGGAGGAGAAAGAGGGAGGGAGGAGGCGAAAGGCAGGAGGGCAGGACAGGGAGGAGCAGGGAUGAGGAGGAGGAGGAGGAGGAAAAAGAGAGGAUAUGAUGCUGUCGCGCUGGUGGGCUGCCCUGGGCCUGCGUCACGCUCAAUACGUGAUGUUUUUCGCCACCCUUCGGUUAUAGCUAUGACCGUCAACGCUCGGGUCGUAGAAAGGCUGAUCGUUAGACCAAAUGUCGUCCGAGUCUACUUUCGGCAUGACUGAGAUGUCGUCGUGGCUUUCUUCCGAGAUUUCGUGCGAGAUGUCUUCGCCAUGGACCAUGUUGGAGAUCGGUGAGUAAUCACUGUGUGAAAUGGACCAGGUCUUAUUUUCGAAUCCUGCCAUGGUCUGAAAAACAAUGAGGGAGGUGCAGGUGGACACGGCCAUGACGCCUGCGCCGAACGCAAUGGCUGCAUCCUGGAAGGCCACGCCGGUCGUCAGAGUCGACAGCAGCUCGGAUCGGUACUCAGCCCCCGCAAAGCCGUACCUCAUCAACUGGCCGACCUGGUUACCAACGUAUAUGUCGCCCAUCGAAUCCACCACUGGCAUGGACCAACUGUUCGGCGAGCACUUCUCGCGGCCGCCCAUGGCCCGGCGAACGUCGGCACCCUCCUUGUCGCCGGCACAGAAGUCGGUCCAGAGCGUUGGGCCGUCGUUCUUCCACCGGAUGU
Messenger RNA from Prorocentrum cordatum, 1409 nucleotides. NCBI's taxonomy places the organism in Eukaryota, Dinophyceae, Prorocentrales, Prorocentraceae. The record is from the annotation of a GenBank genome assembly.